Messenger RNA from Marasmius oreades (fairy-ring Marasmius), 3771 nucleotides. RefSeq lists its product as uncharacterized. The record is from RefSeq and is a predicted model, not a curated record. NCBI's taxonomy places the organism in Eukaryota, Fungi, Basidiomycota, Agaricomycetes, Agaricales, Marasmiaceae. Bases 1 to 3771 code for a protein of 1256 amino acids. The transcript is spliced from 3 exons.
AUGGACGAUCUACGUUCAGAGCUGAGUACGAUUCAGCAUCGUGCAGAAGAGAUGAAGAGGAUAGGGGAAGGAGCAUUGAAGGCAAUUGCUGUGGGCAUGGCAAGCACUGGGUUAUCUGAAUUUGUCCCCGACCUCAAUGCACCUGCAGAGGAUGAGUGGAACGUUUUGCAUAGGGGCAUAGCAAUCAAAACGUUUCAAGACGGGAUGUUGGUGGGAGGAGGUUACGACGAAUGGGCACCGUUAGAGGAUAAGUACGAAAACAACUCUUGGAUGGCAUCAAUCUACAACAACUACAUCUUCCAUUAUAUCCGGGGGAAAGUCAAACGGGAACUCAACAAUCCAGGAGUUUUGCAGGAAGACAGAGAGCUAGAUAAGGUAAAGAAGAGCCAAGCAAAGGUCGCCGAACGGCGUACAGCUAUUUUAAGGAAGUUGGGUCAUAGCAAUGAUGUGCAGGACCUUUUCAGGACGGUUAACUGCAUUUCCGAUACUGAGGAGCUACCUGACGGCAGCUUAAAGGUGUUGGCAAAGCCGGACAGGUGUUCACUGUUGAGUGAGUUGGCAGGGGUGCUAGACGAGGUGCGAGAGGGUAACGGCCAGCCUCAAGCUAAGGAAGGGGGUCAGAAAGGUCGCAGGACGCCAAGAAAGGGCAACUUACCACAUAAACACGUGUGGGAAGAACUUCCUUCGCACCCUUCUGAGAUCGUGUAUCCAAAAGCCGGUACCGUUCCGAUGGACUACUUCAAUGCGGAAUUUUUUAAUUCCUUAUCCGUAGAACAGUGGGCACCCUACAGCCAAUCUCCAUAUAUAGCGUUGCCCCCUGAUCUCAGUGUUGAGGAAUUUUUGAACGAAGAAAGUCCCCAUCCUUUCAAGAAGAUGAAACAAGACCAAUUCAUGAAAGCUUAUGGCAAUGCGGUCUUGAAGCGAUACAACUUCCCUUCAAUGGCGGAAAUCAAGGCAGCAAGGAAGGCAGAGAGAGAGAAUAGAUGGAAGAAAAAGGAGCAUGUCAAGAAGGCUAAUCGAAUGCGCAGGAAAAUGAAUAGGAAGGUUCGUGAUUCGUCGAGUAGCGACGAAUCGGACGGUGAAGAAGAGGAAAAGGAGGGGGAUGAUGCAGAUGAUGAGCCUGAAGACAUUCCAGAGCAAGAAGGGGUAUUCACUUCUGUGAUGGACCUAGAGAAGGAUGCGGAAGCCCCUGCACAUCUGAGGUGGCGAGGCGAGAAUAUCUUGCACUUUGCGGACAACGAGAUUGGUUGGGAAUGGUUCCGGACACCAGAAGGGAAGAUUAUACGUCAAGGCAUUCGUGGUUCUAUCCCUCGCGUUGUUGAAGGCGAGGAGGUGCGCUUUCUUAGCACGGAAGGCCCUAAGGAAACCCGGCCACGACCAAGAGACAAAACAGAUGAAUUUGUUGGACCCAUAAGAGUUGCCUUCAGCGGCCAACAUCUCUGCUAUUAUGCAGAUAUGGGAGAUCAGUAUGAGUGGUGGGAGAACGAGAAGGCUGAAGUGGUGUUCGAGGGGAAGCUCGGCCAGCAGCAACAUGUCCUCGUUAAGCCAAGUAAUAUAGAAGUAGUGUUCACCAGCGUCGGUGGCUAUCACGACGAACCUCCCAACAACUACGACUUCAAGAAGUUGGAGCGCCAGCUGAUGCCGGCUCGUCAAAAGAUGAACGGUGUGGUUGUUCUAUACUAUCACCAUCGAAGGCUCAGAUACCAGUGGUGGAGAAAGAUGGAUGGGCAAGUCGUGCGAGAGGGUAUCGAAGGUUCGGUGCCAUUCAAGUGCAAAGGAGACGAAGUUGUAUUCCCUCGGAGUGACGCCAUGAACCAACGAGAACUACCGAUAGGGGAUAAGAAAGGACACCAUGGCCCUAUCGAGUUUCUGUUGAAGAGGGAUUGUAUCCCAAUACUUUACUACGCUGACCUCAAGAAAGACUAUGAAUGGGUUGAGGAUCGUGGUGAGAAACGGAUUAUAUACGCAGGGAAACGGGGCUCCUGGCGCCAUAGACUCUUGGACCCAGUUGAGAGGUGGAUAGAUGUGGUUCAAGUUGAGGAUAAUGGAGAGAUGGAAGUGGAUCCUGAGAAUGGUCCAGAGAUUGUAUUUUGCUCAGACAGCGGUCAUCAAACGUGCACGCUGUACGAAUGCGACGAAGAUCCUUUCCAGGUAUACGUGACCGUCGACCUCUCGCAGGAAGUUAUGUGGGAAUGGCACCAUUGGGAGAUGGGGGAUUCACCGGCGGAUAUUCGCAGGCAAGGCCCUGUUUGCUCGAUCCCUAAUGUCAUUCAUGCAACGAAGCUAGUAUACAUCCAGCCUCAAGACUACAACCCAUCCAAUAAGACGACGUGUAAGGAAGUCUGGCGUACGUGGUCGGUGGAUGGUAGACUGGGCCCGUGGAAAUGGAAGUGGAAAGGUCGAGACCUGUCUAUUUGUUGGGAGGUGAAUUCCGUUGAAAUGAUAGAAAGGUGGUUUGAACCUCUUUCGAGGGCAAUUAUCUGGGAAGGGACUUGGGGGACUUCAGAGGUGGAACUGGAUCGCAAAACACGCGAGGUCCAUUUCACCAACGACCAACUUCAACAUACCGUGAUAGAGCCACCACCUCCAACGCCACCGCCGCCACCACCACCCGGUCCUACAGCACCAGCACCUCCUGGUCCUCCACCACCACCCAGCGGUCCACCAACUUCUGGUCCUGCUGGUCCAAGUUCCACCCAGCCACCUCAUUUGAGUGCAUCUACAGGCCAACCUUUGUACCUUGCGAGGCCAUACAUCUGCAAGAAUUCCGAAACUCCUCAAAAUCCCAAUUGGCCACAUGAGGGCCACGAGAUUUACCGUACCGUGAUCAGCUCUGAGGGAACGGAAUGGUGGUAUACCCUUCAUGGCGGUCUCCUGUCUGUGGGGCCGAUAGGAGUAGGAUGGGAGCAACUAAGCGACAGAGAGAUGAUCUUCUUGGCAACGCCACCUGGAUAUAUUGAGGCACAGGGCCCUCAGAUGCAGCUAACAGAAUCCCAACGACGGGUGGAGGAGGUUAUGUGGAAAGCUGCUGAGGAUAUGAAGAAAGAUAGAAAUGAAUGGAAGGUGAUAAAGGGAAUGAAUGACGGAAAGCUGGUUUGGGGUCUAUAUAGCAUGAGAGCAAACCGAGAAGUGUGGUUGGAGGAGGGCGGUAGGGAGGUAGUGCGGCAGGGAUACUAUGGAAGAACUGCAAUCAUUACUCCUGACUGGAGGGUUUAUUGGAAACCUUCUCUAGCAAAUGAGAUAUGGCUCUUCAAUUAUCGAGGCACCAGGAUGUCGCAUAUUGUGUUCCAUGAGGGAGGGGAGCAGUGGGUAGACCGAAACGGAAACCGGAUCUUCGAGAGUGGACAGUGGAUCGAUAAUUGCUUCAUCGGCAACCACAACAGCACCCUCGAGCUUAUCCAAGUCCCUGCAGGUUAUAUUCACCGACAGAACACUACGCAACCACCUGAGGCAGCACAACAGGAUGAAGACCGAGAAAAAACGCCAACUCAGGGUGGAGCGACGGUAACAGCCAGUGCAACUGCUUGGUCGGAGACAGGUGCUCAAAGAGGUGGACGGAGAGGUAAAAAGAAAGGGCGUGGGGGAAGUCGAUCUUCGUCCCAAGCUUCAUCCCAGGCUUCUGCACCCCCUGGACAGUAUAUCCCUGGCAGUAGCUCCAACCGAAGGUCAGGCAGCAUUGCAUCGAUUAUGUCGCAGGGUUCCAGCCGAUCGUUCGCUGGACAGCGUAGUCACAGAGUAAGGGAAAGUCAGAACCCGUACGCAGGAGAGUGA